AACCCGGAAGUGGGGUCCGCCGGGCUGUACAGCGUAUGUCUAUGGGAGUGUCGCCACUCUGUUUUAAUCCAUUGCUCUGGUAAAACGCUACUGUCCAAAGUUGGUGUCAGGAAAUGGAUUGAGAAAAACUCGAAAUUAUCGGCUUCAAAUCCGUAUAACGGCGGAAGUUGUACAUACAGUCUAUGAUAAACACUAACACACUAAUGACAACGAACACAGAAAUGAGUUCUCCGUGGACAACAACGAUCAUAGCCAGCACAUCACUCCAGGUGAGGAUUAACGUUUUAAUCGUUGAACAGUUUGAAUUUGAUCAAACGUUAUCCUGCUGGCUGGCAACACCGAAUUUUAACACCGAAAUCGCAGAGAUCUGUGCUCAAAACAGGAACAGUUAAAGUUUUUUCCUGUUGUAGCCUAUUGAAUAUUGCGUGCCAUUUGUAUUGGUAUGAAGUUGAUGUAUUUCUUAUAUUUUAAUGAUUUUUUUUCCAGGACCACGAUACAAACAGGAUGCUUAGUGCCCAGCAGCACAGAAUCAGGUUUUCAGACAGUGUGGAGGCUGGAGUCUUCAUUUUCCCCCUGUCAGGUAAAAUCGCUGUAUUGUCUGCCUAGAGAUACAACCAAUAAAGUGUAGCUUUAUUUAUACCUUUAUGCUGAUAAACUAUAACAGCGUCUUUGCAAAAUGUUGUAUUUUUAUAAGCUGCCAUCGAAUCUUUGAAAGCACACCCAAAAUACUCAUUUUUAAACCUGUGUGUAAUGUAACCCUACAGGAAAUGUAUCUAGAUAAAGUUGGAUUACUAUUUGUUGUGGUCAGAGUUAACCAAACAGUACACAAAUAAUGCGUUUAUUCAUUUUCUGAAUUGUUUACUGUAGGCACUGCCUUCCUCUUGGUAGACCCUCACAACCUCCCUGAGCGGUUUGAGGAAUCUGGACUUACUGAGAGGAUCAAUAAAUUUGUGCAAGUACACCGGAAUAGCUUCCUGCUUCUGUAUGCCCCAUUCAAUGGAAAGAAGGAAAUAGAACUACUUGCAUUGAUUCAACGCAGGUGAAUGAAUGAUUGCAUUAUGUCUCUUUAUAAAUUUAAGUUUAAAUAUAAAAGCAAAAUAGCUUAUUUUCAUAUAGUGUAACUAAAUUGAAAAAAAAAUGUAGUUGCACAAACACUGGGAUUAUCAGCGCUGUUAUCUUUAACAGCUUUUGAAUAAGCAUAUUUUCUGUGUCUUACAGAUUCUUUGGUUGCAAACUCAGGGUCCUUUCUGUGCGAAACAAUGCCGAUAUUGUCAAAGGAAUGCUAACAAUUGCCAAGGUAAAGAUGGAAGCAGCGCACAGAGGAUAUUUGGUAUAUCUGUUAAUGAAUUACACAUGCUGUUGCUCUCUCUCUCUCUUCCUCAAAUUAAGCUUAAGGCUUGUUUGUCCACAGGCCACCAGUAAGCCCCAUGUUGACAUGAUCCGUAACCGGAUGUCUCUGGCUCGGGCUCAUAUCAUUGAAAGCAGUCCUGUGUGGGAGAUGCUAAGAGACAUGCUUUAAAGCUCAACAGGUGAUCGAACAUUUUCCUCAAAGAAAAAAUGAAGAUUGUUAUUUAAUGGCAGGGUAAAAGAUGUGAUACGAUAUGUUAGUGGUUUGUUCUCAUCUGUCACAUUUCAUACAGUUACUUUGCCAUGGAGAAAUUCCCAGUUCAGCACUUUUUUCAGUUCAAAGAAAAUUAAAUAAAAUUGGAAAUCAUAACCC
Molecule: messenger RNA, 1720 nt
Organism: Xyrichtys novacula (pearly razorfish)
Lineage: Eukaryota; Metazoa; Chordata; Actinopteri; Labriformes; Labridae
Source: the annotation of a GenBank genome assembly